Molecule: messenger RNA, 354 nt
Organism: Aureobasidium subglaciale EXF-2481
Lineage: Eukaryota; Fungi; Ascomycota; Dothideomycetes; Dothideales; Saccotheciaceae
Exons: 3
Coding region: 1-354 (117 amino acids)
Source: RefSeq, a predicted model, not a curated record
AUGGCUGCUAAGACGAGAAGCGCCCUGAUCAAGAGCAAAUCUGGCCUUGUAGUUAAGAGAGGCAGAAAAAACGAGGAAGGCCCAGCUCGGAUGACCAGGAAUGCCACAGUCGCACAAGAGACUCUCUGCCUGUCGACUCGCACAAACAAGACCAUCAGGACACUCUCUUCUUCCAUCGGCACGACUCAGAACGAUACGCCUCUCGCUCGGACGCAGAGCUCUUUCUUCAGAAAGCUACCUGCAGAGAUCCGCCUGAUGAUCUAUGACUAUGCACUCGGUACUGGCACUGUUGACAAGUCAACCGGCACCCGCGUCAUCAUCGCCCACAUGCACCGAGACUGGUUCAAGCUUUGA